This is a messenger RNA of Adineta steineri, 1362 nucleotides long. The record is from the annotation of a GenBank genome assembly. Lineage: Eukaryota; Metazoa; Rotifera; Eurotatoria; Adinetida; Adinetidae.
AUGUUUGGCGAGAUCGAUUAUUCUUCAUCCAAUCCUCAUGGAUCAUCAUCACAUCGUUUAUCUCGUGUUCUACCCGGUGUAUCAUCGUCUGAUAUUCAACAUUAUUCACAAACUUCUUCAAAUUUUAAUUGGAAAUAUUAUUCAUUUGAAUUUCUUCUUAAUAAUUUUAAUAUCAUGCCUAUUAACGAUACAACAUUUCUUAAUUCAACUAUAUCAAAUUAUACUUCAAAUUUGGAAGAAAAAACUCCACCUGAAGAUGAAGUCUCAGAUUAUUUUCUUUAUCUUAUUAUCCCACUUUAUUCACUUGUUUUUGUAAUUGGUACAAUCGGAAAUAUUUUAGUUAUAUUAACUGUUGUUACAGUUAAACAAAUGCGUAAUACAACAAAUGCACUUAUUUUACAUUUAGCUAUUGCAAAUUUAUCAUUUGUACUUAUGUGUAUACCACAUACAAUAUAUAUUUAUGUUGUUCAUUCAUAUUAUUUUCCAAGUCUUUUAUGUAAAUUAGCAAAUACAUUGAUGUAUUUAAGUGCAUAUGUUAGUAUUUAUAUUCUUGUGUUAAUGUCAGUUGAUCGAUUUCUUGGUGUUGUUUUUGCUGUUAAAUCAAGUAAAUAUCGUACUCAACGAAAUGCACAUUUGGCUGUCAUUGUUGUUUGGUUAAUUGGUAUCAUUUUUUCUUCACCGAAUAUGUUUUAUUAUGAUGUAUUACUUAAUGAUGAAAGUGCUGAUUUUUGGGUAUGUUUAUUUCGUGAUGAUAAACCUUUUCUAAAGACUCUUCGACGUGUAACUGCUUAUUUUUUUGCUUUAUUUGGUUUAAUUGUUCCAUUAAUUAUAAUUGUUAUACUCUAUGGCCUUAUUAUAAAUGUUCUACGUAAAAAUGCUAAAGGUCAACAAGUAGCAAAAGGAAAAAAACGUGUAACAAAAAUGGUUUCAGCUGUUAUAUCAUCAUUUAUUAUAUGUUGGACACCAAUGCAACUUUAUUUAUUAGGUACACAUCAUAAUCAAGUAUCAUUUCUAUUUGCUAUUGUUGCUCAAACUCUUGUUUAUAUAUCAGCAUGUGUUAAUCCCAUAUUAUAUGCAUUUUUAUCUGAACCAUUUCGUAAAGCAUUUCAAGAAUUUUUAACAUGUGGAAAAUUUCUCUCAAAUCAUAAAAAUGGUAAUAAUACAGUUGGAGGAGAUGGUGGUGGUAGAAAACAUGCAACGUAUAAUGCUAUACAACGACAACAACCCAAACGUGGUUUACCAUUAAAAUCAAAUCUACAUAAUGAUCGUCAAAAAAUAACUGAAACGAAUUCAGCAGCUAUAACAUCGGAAGCAAUUGAAAAUGAUCGUUUACUUCAUACAAAUACGACUAAUAUAAAUUAA